This is a messenger RNA of Ctenocephalides felis (cat flea), 2410 nucleotides long. RefSeq names its product zinc finger protein 525-like. Lineage: Eukaryota; Metazoa; Arthropoda; Insecta; Siphonaptera; Pulicidae. Gene Ontology annotation, molecular function: DNA-binding transcription factor activity, RNA polymerase II-specific; RNA polymerase II transcription regulatory region sequence-specific DNA binding. Gene Ontology annotation, biological process: regulation of transcription by RNA polymerase II. Bases 222 to 1316 code for a protein of 364 amino acids. The record is from RefSeq and is a predicted model, not a curated record. The transcript is spliced from 2 exons. Gene Ontology annotation, cellular component: nucleus.
CUCUAUGGUGGCAACUAUCUUGCAACACUGUGUUGAACUAACAAAGUGUCAAACAAAAUAUUUUAGAAAUUGUUUUUGGGGCAUUUUAUUUCGUAUUUAUUUGCUCAUUACAAAUAGCUGUGGACUAAAGGCAAUAAUGAAUACAAUAUAUAUAAAUAAAAGUGUACACGUGUUGAAGUACUUGUGAUUGCUGGGAUUUAUUCAGGUGCAAAUAUCUCAAAAUGUCGGUCCCAAAAGUUAAAAUCGAACCGCAAGAAUUUUUAAUUAAAGACAUUAAAUUUGAAAUAAAAGAAGAAGAUCCUGAAGAUGACGACACAUUUCUGGAGACAUGCAUGAAUGUUGAUGGAACGAUAGAAAAUGAAGUCAAACAGGAGCUAAUAGAAUGUGAUAUAUGUAAUGAAUCAUUUACAGGGCAGCACGAUUUAGAACAGCAUAUGCUGGAACAUUGUUAUAGUUGUACCUUUUGUUCAGAUACUUUUCCAGAUUCAAGCACCUUAGAAAUUCACCAGAAAAUACAUGCAGAUGAAAAGCUUUUUGAGUGCACAAUUUGCAAUGAAGCAUUUGCUGUAAAAUUGGAUUUUGAUCAACACGUUUGUAAUGGAGAAAAAACUUUAACGUUGAGUGAAUCUGAAAGUCUGCUAUGCAAAAUAUGUGGUCGGACAUACAAAUUUAUGAGUGAAAUGAAAAAACACAUGCUAACACACUCUGAGGAACGUCCCCACAAAUGCGAAUUAUGCAACAAGGCAUUCAAAGAAGUGAGAAUUUUGAAAACACACAAACUCAUUCACAGUGGCGUGCGUCCUCAUAAAUGCGAAUUAUGCGAUGAGACAUUCACAUUACCGCAUAACCUGAACCGACAUAUGCUUGUUCACACCGGUGAACGACCUCAUGCUUGUGCAAUAUGCGAUAAGAAAUUCACACAAGCGGGUAGUUUGAAAACGCAUAUGCUCAUUCAUAGUGGCAAACGGCCCCAUAAGUGUACAGUAUGCGAAAAGACAUUUAACCAUGUGGGUACUUUGAAUAAACACAAGCUUCUUCACAGUCGUGAACGACUACAUAAAUGUGAAGUAUGCAGUAAGAAAUUCACACUAACAGGCGACUUGAAUAGACAUAUGCUCAUUCACGACAAGGUACAUGAGUGUGAAACAUGCAAAAAGACAUUCACACGAAAGCGUCAAUUGAAUCAACAUAAGCUCGUUCAUGCUGAGGAACUAAUGCAUAAAUGCAUAAUGUGCGAUAAGGCAUUCACACUAAAGAGUCAAUUGAAACAACAUAUGCUCAUUCACAGUGGGGUUAAAUCCCAUAAGUGUACAUAGGACAUUCACACACUCAAGUGCCCUCAAAAGGCACAUCAUUUUGCACAACAAAAAGUCGUUAGAGUAGAAGUCUUGUAUCGAAAAUUCCGGACCAUCGGGCGGUAAUUAUAAAUUGUCAAUUGAAACAACAUAUGCUCAUUCACAGUGGGGCCGGAUCCCAUAAGUGUACAUAGGACAUUCACACACUCAAGUGUCCUCAAAAGGCACAUCAUUUUGCACAACAAAAAGUAAUUACAGUAGAAGUCUUGUAUCGAAAAUUUCGGACCAUCGGGCGGUAAUUAUAAAUUGUCAAUUGAAACAACAUAUGCUCAUUCACAGCGGGGCCGGAUCCCAUAAGUGUACAUAGGACAUUCACACACUCAAGUGUCCUUAAAAGGCACAUCAUUUUGCACAACAAAAAGUAAUUACAGUAGAAGUCUUGUAUCGAAAAUUCCGGACCAUCGGGCGGUAAUUAUAAAUUGUCAAUUGAAACAACAUAUGCUCAUUCACAGUGGCGUUAAAUCCCAUAAGUGUACAUAGGACAUUCACACACUCAAGUGUCCUCAAAAGGCACAUCAUUUUGCACAACAAAAAGUAAUUACAGUAGAAGUCUUGUAUCGAAAAUUCCGGACCAUCGGGCGGUAAUUAUAAAUUGUCAAUUGAAACAACAUAUGCUCAUUCACAGUGGGGUUAAUAAUUAAACUGCUUAUAUUCACGAUCAUAUUUUGAUGCACUUUUUAGCCGUUCCUCUGGCAAGUUUUUCUUUCCAGUAAUGAUACAUUCCCUAAUUUCCUAAUUCCUUUUCCCUAAUUUCAAUGGCAGGGACUGAUUUAGAUGAUUUAGAUGAUAGAUCCCAUAAGUGUACAGUUUGUGAUAUUAUUCACACACUUAAGCGCCCUCAAAAGGCACAUCAUUUUGCAUAACAAAAAGUAAUUACAGUAGAAGUCUUGUAUCGAAAAUUCCGGACUAUCGGGCGGUAUUAUAUAAAAGUUAUUAAAAAAUAACUUAUUAAAUUUACAAGUUUGUAGUACAAACGGUGCGUCCUGAAGAGCUCCUCGAAAAUCAUUAUUCUAACAAAGAGUAUAAUACAAGUUUUAUACUUCUAGUGUGAAAAG